UACCAGCAAAACAAAAUUGACGUUUCGGUUAUAGGUCCACGUUACCUUGACUUUCAAAUAGUUUUUAAUGAAAUAAAUCCAAUUUCGCUUAAUGAUGAGGCGAUAUUGAUAAAAAAAAGCGAUGAUAGUAUUCAGUCAUGGACACCCUCUACAACCAAACCAACAAGCUGAUCCAACAAACCCAAUACAACUUUCAAUUAUUGGAAGGUAGCGGAAAAAAUGCGGUUGAAAUUGAGGCAGAUAUCCAAGAAAAGCUCGACACCAUUAACAGUAACUGUUCAAAACUGGACUUAUUCACGCUGAAGUUGCCUCUGGACCAAAGGCAAAACGCAAAAAUGCGUUGCGAUCAGUUAAAGUACGACAGCAGACACCUGCAGGCCGCGCUAGUAGCCUCGCAACAGAAGAGGGCGCGUAGAGAAGCAGCGCUCAGCGAAAGGGAGCAGCUGCUGAAUAGAAGAUUCGCCCCCAAUCCUGAUGUCACAGCCAUAAAUAUUGACUACGCUAUUCAGCAUCAGAAUUCUCUGCAGAAUGCCAACAGAGGAGUGGAUGAGAUGUUACAUACGGGGGCCAGUGCUUUGGAGUCUCUGCGCUCUUGUACUCUUUGCAGUUAG
Molecule: messenger RNA, 611 nt
Organism: Leptinotarsa decemlineata (Colorado potato beetle)
Lineage: Eukaryota; Metazoa; Arthropoda; Insecta; Coleoptera; Chrysomelidae
Gene: Membrin
Product: golgi SNAP receptor complex member 2
Biological process (GO): vesicle fusion; vesicle-mediated transport
Cellular component (GO): SNARE complex; ER to Golgi transport vesicle membrane; Golgi apparatus
Molecular function (GO): SNARE binding; SNAP receptor activity
Source: RefSeq, a predicted model, not a curated record